Molecule: messenger RNA, 395 nt
Organism: Austrofundulus limnaeus
Lineage: Eukaryota; Metazoa; Chordata; Actinopteri; Cyprinodontiformes; Rivulidae
Product: cathepsin Z
Biological process (GO): proteolysis
Molecular function (GO): cysteine-type peptidase activity
Source: RefSeq, a predicted model, not a curated record
CUGUGGGAUCAUGUCUACUAAGAAACUUCAUGAAUACACAGGAGGUUUAUACUCGGAGUACGUCGAGGCUCCCUUCAUUAACCACAUUGUGUCAGUCGCAGGCUGGGGAGUAGAAAACGGAACUGAAUACUGGAUUGUGCGCAACUCCUGGGGGCAGCCGUGGGGUGAAAGAGGUUGGCUCAGGAUUGUGACAAGUGCUUACAACGCAGGACAGGGGAGUCUGUAUAAUCUUGCCUUGGAGAAAGACUGCAUUUAUGGAGAUGUAAUUAUCCCGUCAAACUACUAAUAAAGAUUAAAGCUGGUUAAAUUUAAAGUCAAAGCAAUGGUCUUGCAUGUAGUCUCAUGAAUCUUAUAUGCACAUGGGAAAUAAACGAGUGUCUCUGGUUUAACUUUAA